UAAAGGAGAAUAUUCCGUUUUGAAGCUUGACGAAUUAAUUGGACCACCGGCCACAUUGAUUAAUACCGCUAAGGGAAAAUUUAUGCUUCGUUUCAAAGAAACAAUUUAAAAAUACCUUUUUCCAUGCUAAACAAUUUAUUUUUAGUUUAAAAAUGUCUGAAACAAACUCGGAGACUUUGAGCUGUGGGGAAGAAGAUGCCUUGAAAAACUUACUUAUAUCAUGGGGUAUAGAAGACAAAUUGGACAUACUCAUACGUGAACAUAUUUCUAUUGAUAUUUUGAAAAUACUAACUGAGGAACAUGUUAAAGAGCUGACACAGAAUUGGAGAAUUGGAGACAAGGCCCAGUUCAUUCACCAUUUCACAAAGUGGAGACAUGAUAUUAACCAUCCAUUUUGGGCAGAAUGUUCAAGUCCUCCAGUUUUUCCCAAAAAAGCCGAUUCGUGUAACUCAUCUGAUACGGAAGAAGUCGAUAACGUCAAUAUGUUGGAGAUAUUGCAAAGUAAUAAAAAUGGGGAACGUGUGCUACAGUUUUACGAAAAAAACAAGUUUCUCACAGAUGAACUAAGAGUUUUCAUUAUAAACAUUGCUGCCCAGCAUUUUGCAAGAAAAGACGCACCAAUGACUCUUCAAGCAAGCUACAAACUCGAAACGCAAAUAUUGUCUCUAUUUCCGACUGAAAAACUUGAAUUCUAUCGAACAGAACGUAGAGGAAAAAUUUAUGUAAAAUCCCAAAAUCUUAAAAAACAAAGCAAGCAGAUUUUUAUGCUGGAAAACGAAUCACCUACGGCGUCAAAAAAGGCUAAAAUUACUUUUGUACCUGAGGAGAAUGGAGAGGAUUUGGUGCAAGUUCUUAAAUAUGACAAGCUUUCAGCUGAAGAGUUUGAAACAAAGUGGAUUUCUUGUGCCAACUAUAGACUUAAUCAAGUACUUAACGAAUGCAGUAGCCUACGAGAGAUUCUUAAAAAGUGGCCUGAAUAUAAAUCACAUUAUAAGUUGAUUGAUAUUGACUUCUCAAUAAUGCAUAAAUCGCACAACAAAAUGCUCAACUGGGACCAAAAAAUUCUAAAGUUGUUUAACUUUUUGAAAAAAUCUAAGCAACUUAAAUGUCAUGGUGAGUCAAAAAUGUUAGAAACUCUCCAGGACGAAGAUUUGGAAAAGGAUCGAGGCACAUUUGCAGUGAAAACCCUGUGGAUUUUACAUUAUGUUCUUUUCCCGACUGGGCGGCAAGUUCGAAAAACAAUUCUCGGAAAGAAAGAAAUAUCUCGCUAUACAAUAAAGGACUCCCAGAAGACGUUUUUGUUUUUGGGAAAGACUUUGCAAGAAUUACACGACCAUAUUGAUUUUUUGUUAAAGAUGAAAGAACAUAUUCAGCCUUUUAUAUUGGGAAUCGGAAGUCUGGACGAUAUACAUGAAAUUUUUGUUUAUUUUGAUGGUGACCUCAUACGGUUUCCUAAUUUUCUUCGCUCUUUGGAUAUUUGUUUUAAAAUGUUCCAUUUAUUUAAUUUACAAUAUCCCACAGCAUCUGAAACAUUUUGGAUCUUUUUGGAAAACUACUUUUUUGAAAUAAGUUCAUGCUCAAAGAAAAAGUCAAAGGUAAGCAUCCUCUUGGAUGAUUUAGAGAAACAAUCUGAGUAAUUGGUUUCAAUUUAAUAAGUUAUAAAUUCUCAGAUAUUUAAAACACUAAAUUAAAUAAUAAUUAAGCUAUUUUUAUAUUGAUAUCUUCAUAUCAAUUAAAAAUAAGUUCGAAAAUUAGAUUUAUGCAAAUAACAAACGUUCCUAAAUUCCGCAGAUUAAAAAC
Molecule: messenger RNA, 1800 nt
Organism: Musca vetustissima
Lineage: Eukaryota; Metazoa; Arthropoda; Insecta; Diptera; Muscidae
Exons: 5
Coding region: 153-1637 (494 amino acids)
Source: RefSeq, a predicted model, not a curated record